ACCCUACACUGAGCAUGGCCCGACAUGCUCUUGGCCGGUUUUUUCUGUUCAAGUCGGUGCAAAGUUUGGACGGACUACGAAUAUAUUUAGUUUAUACACGACCUCUUUGAAACAUGGCUAAUCAAUCAUGGCCGGUCAGAGAAACAUGCUAGUACCUAGUAGCAACAGAAGUAAAAUUCUGUCAUAGAAGAAUGUCUCUACAGUUACAGUGUCAAAUUUAAAGUCACAUUGCAUUUUUUUGUAGUUUUUGCAGGUAAGUUUGGUGGGCGUCGAUGCGAUGGCGCGUUGGCUGCUGCUGGCGCUGGCGAGCGCGCUGUGCGCCGACGCCGGCCGCCCGGCGCGCUACGCCGACUACUCUGCCGCCCGCAUGCCACAGUACGACACCCUCUACGACGCCCGCGCCGACCAUCGCGGGCCCGCUGACGACUAUCGCGACCGCUCAGACCUUGCAGCCCCCAUAGAUUACAAUACUUAUGAUCAAGAAUCGAAUGACAAAAGAAAUCCGAAAACUCUUCAGGACGAAGAUUUGUAUCAAAUACCUAAUAAUAAUAACUUAAGAAAAGAGCCUACGACUAUAUCAAUAGAUGAUAUCGAUGCGGAUUAUAAUUUUAAAUCUGAAGAAAUAAUUCCAAAGAAUCAAAACAGUAACAAAAGGCCGAGAAAUACCAAUAAAAUAGAAGCGAAUGAAUCUGAUCAUCUUAGAUCAAAAAAUAGCCGUAACGUUAAAAACAUUCAUCGAAGACCUCAGGAUGAUAAAGACAAUGAAGCUACUUUAGAUCACCUUGAGGAAGAGAAGGAUCCUGGCUCCGAUAAUGAAAAAAAUAAAUUUGUCCGCAGGGACAUACGUCAAAAGGUUCGACGAAAAUCUUGGUAUCCGAAAUCUGCAGUGUUAAGAAACUCGGACUAUGAUGACCAGGGUGGGAGUAGACAGGGCAAAGAUGCAAAAAAAUUUGAUGGCCCAUUAUACACUGAUUCAGAAUUGGCGCAAAAUGCACCGAAUAUUGUUGAACCAGAUGAUGCCAGGUUAACAGAAAGGAGCCGACCGCCCAGUUACAAAGUCGUAGGUGAAGACAACGACGACUCGGAAACGCCGUCGUCUAGCAGGCACAAGGCGCCCAUGCCAAAGUCUAAAAAGAAAAACACUGAAUAUGUAGACUACAACGAUAUGAGCAGGAUCGAAAAAAUUAAAAACCUCCCUGCCAGAAGCACAACAGCGAGGACGGGCGCAGGCGCACCGCGGCGCUGGUCGUUCCAGGACGGCUUCCGCCGCCGCUUCUACAACACGCCUCCGCAAGAGGUGGAACAAUACGCUGAAAUCUUGACCAACGCGCACCCCAGCGACGCUUCGGCUGCUCUCACCACUGCUAACAUGACCACUCCUUCACCACCAACAACCGGUAUCGAUGAACCUCUCGCUCCGCUCUCUAAAGAUGUACUCGCAAAUAUCACGGCGUUUGUGAACAUGUCGAAGCAGUUAUCUAUAGCCGAAAUGUCACAACUCUCUAUUAUGAAAAAAGCCCAAAGGAGAGAUAGUGUCAAGGACGAAAUGUUGAAGGAUAAGCCCCCGGUGUUACUUCAGGUAACUGAGAGGUUGCAAACGGUAGUAAUGGUAGAGCCGCCGCCCGUUACACAGGAACCGUGGUUGCGAGCGAGAGAUAUCGCAGAGGACUCUCCCGAGCGCAUUGCAAAAGUGAAACGUUUCAUGAGGAACAAGCUAGUUGCGAACGCGAGAAAUAUAAGCGAGCUGAUGGAGAACUGGGAUGAUACCGUGUGCGACUAUGUAGACAUCGCGCUCUUAGAUGAGAGCGGUGCGGUUUGGAUGCACACGCACAGCUCUUAUAUAUAUUUGCUGUCAUCCAUAGGUUGCACAUUGAUUGCGUAUUCAGCAUUCUGUUUAUUCUGAUUCACUCUGUCAUCUUACUUAUUUCUUCUCUAACUUAGAUUCCUAUCUUUGUGGUUGUGUACAGACCUGGGGACCAAUUUUUGACAUCUGAACGCUCGUAAUCGAAGAUGAGGGGACGAGAAUUUUCACGACUAUUUUCGCAUGAAUUUUUAUAGAGUCAGACCAAGAUAAGUUGGCAGCGAGUUUGAUAGCCCGCACAGUGCAAGUGUAGUUUUAAGCGUCAAAAUAUAUGAAAUUAUGACGUUUACCUAACCCUUUACCAGGCUGACAGUUCAAAAAUGACAAUCGAAUGUCAGUCUUACUCAUCGAAAAUAGAACACAUGUUUAAAGAGCCGCAUGUGGGAAAUAUAUAUCCCUUAGCCUGGUAAAGGGUUAACCCUUGUACAGGCAGGGCUAUCAAAAUCGCCGCCAAUUUAGCUUGGUCUGACUCUAAAUAUCUACGUAUUAGACUUGACUACCCUCAUGACCAGGGGUCGGACAAAAAGUGCGGAUGACGUAAAAAUGACGUAAUCUUGCACACAGGAUGAUGUUUGAGUUUGUAUUUAAACUUCCGUGUGACAUGUAGUAACAAAGUAGUAUUAAUGAAGUAACAAAAUAAUCGUAAAUAAAUCCAUGGAAUUAAUAAUACAGGUGGUAGGGUGAUGUAGUGAAUAAAAUAAAUUUCACGAAACUUGUUACCAUAAGGUAUAAUUAUUUGAAAUUAGUUAGAACAAGUCUGUGGGAUUGCCACAAUAUUCAAGUAAAGAUGACAUUUUAGAGCGUUUUC
Cydia pomonella (codling moth) is the source of this 2669-nucleotide messenger RNA. RefSeq lists its product as uncharacterized. The record is from RefSeq and is a predicted model, not a curated record. Lineage: Eukaryota; Metazoa; Arthropoda; Insecta; Lepidoptera; Tortricidae. The transcript has 3 exons. Bases 278 to 1903 code for a protein of 541 amino acids.